Molecule: messenger RNA, 5831 nt
Organism: Solea senegalensis (Senegalese sole)
Lineage: Eukaryota; Metazoa; Chordata; Actinopteri; Pleuronectiformes; Soleidae
Gene: xpo4
Product: exportin 4
Exons: 24
Coding region: 1-3480 (1159 amino acids)
Biological process (GO): protein export from nucleus
Cellular component (GO): cytoplasm; nuclear pore
Molecular function (GO): nuclear export signal receptor activity
Source: RefSeq, a predicted model, not a curated record
AUGGCGCGUCAUUGGAGAGGGACGACGAUGGCGGCGGUCGGUGCACCAGAAGUGAUCACACAGCUGGAAAGCGCUGCCAAAGUUUUAAUGGCACCGCCCUCCAUGGUCAGCACAGAACAGAGACAACAUGCUGAACAUGUAUUCCUCUCCUUCAGGAAGUCCAAAUCUCCUUUUGCCAUCUGCAAGCACAUCCUAGAGACCAGUAAGGUGGACUAUGUGCUGUUCCAGGCAGCCACCGCCGUCAUGGAGGCCGCCGUGAGGGAGUGGGUCCUUCUGGAGAAGAGCAACAUCGAGUCGCUGCGGACGUUCCUCCUCACCUACGUCUUACAGAGACCCAAUCUGCAGAAGUAUGUCCGUGAGCAGAUCCUCCUCGCCACGGCGGUCAUCGUGAAGAGAGGAUAUCUGGAGAAAUCCACUAACUGCAAAAGCAUCUUUCACGAGGUCGGACAGCUCAUCAGCAGCGGGAACCCGACAGUGCAAACACUGGCGUGCUCCAUCCUGACGGCUCUGCUCAGUGAGUUCUCCAGCUCCAGUAAGACGAGCAGCAUCGGCCUCAGCAUGGAGUUCCACGGCAGCUGCAAGCGUCUGUUCCAGGAGGAGAGCCUGCGUCAGAUCUUCAUGUUGACCAUGGAGGUUCUGCAGGAGUUCAGCCGCAGGGAAAACCUCAACGCGCAGAUGUCGUCCGUCUUUCAGCGCUACCUGUCUCUGGCCAACCUGGUCCUGAGCUGGAACUUCCUGCCGCCCAAUCUGGGGCGCCACUACAUCGCCAUGUUCGAGGCCACGCAGAACGUCACGCUCAAACCUACGGAGUCCUGGAGGGAAGCGCUGCUGGACACCCGCGUCAUGGACCUCUUCUUCACCGUGCACAGGAAGAUUCGGGAGGACUCGGACAUGGCCCAGGAUUCGCUGCAGUGUCUGGCCCAGCUGGCCUCCAUGCACGGGCCCGUCUUCCCCGACGAGAGUGCGCAGGUUUCCUACCUGGCUCACCUGGUGGAGGGUCUGCUGAGCAUGAUCAACGGGAUUGAGAUCGAGGACUCGGAGGCCGUGGGCAUCUCCAAUAUCAUCUCCAACCUGAUCACCAUGUUCCCCCGGAGUAUUUUAACCGCGCUGCCCAGCGAGCUGUUCACCUCCUUCAUCAACUGCCUCACGUUGCUCACCUGCUCGUUUGGACGCAGCGCCGCGCUGGAGGAGGUGCUGGACAAGGACGACAUGGUCUACAUGGAGGCCUACGACAAGCUGCUGGAGUCGUGGCUGACGCUCGUGCAGGACGACGAGCACUUUCCUCGCGGCUGCUUCGUGCAGCCGGCGGUGCAGGUCUUCAACUCCUACAUCCAGUGUCACAUCGCCGCUCCUGACGGCACACGCAACCUGUCGGUGAAUGGCAUCUCGUCUCAUGAAGAGGAGGAGAUCAAUGAGCUGCAGGAAGACGACAGGGAGCUGUUCUCAGACCAGCUGUCCAGCAUCGGCAUGCUGGGAAGAGUAGCAGCUGACCACUGCAUCCCUCUGCUCACAAGUUUGCUGGAGGACCGCGUGACGCGGGUGCACGGUCAACUCCAGAGGACACAGCAGCACCUCAUGGCCUCGUCCGACCCGGGGUCGAUGGACCGCAAAGUCCUGGACGACCUCUACGAGGACAUCCACUGGCUCAUACUGGUCUCAGGGUACGUGUUGGCAGACGACCCUCAGGGUGAAACGCCGCUGAUCCCCUCCGAGGUGAUGGAGUUCUCCAUUAAACACUCGACGGAGGUGGACAUCAACACCACGCUGCAGAUCCUGGGAUCGCCGGGGGAGAAGGCUUCGUCCAUACCGGGCUGCAACCGCACAGACUCGGUCAUCAGGUUACUGUCGGCUGUGUUGCGGACGUCUGAGGUGGAGUCCAGGGCGAGCAGAGCGAGUCUCACCGACCUUCUGAGUCCACAGAUGGGAAAGGACAUCAUGUGGUUCCUCAGACGCUGGGCCAAGACGUAUCUGCUGAUGGACGAGAAGCUUUACGAGCAGAUCAGCAUCCCGCUCAGCACAGCGUUUGGCGCAGACACAGAGGGAGCCCAGUGGAUUGUGGGAUAUCUCCUGGAGAAGGUGAUUAGCAACCUGUCGGUGUGGAGCUCCGAGGUGGAGCUCUCCAACGACACCGUGGAGCUGCUGGUGACGCUGGUGGAGAAGAGGGAGAGGGCCAACAUUGUGGUGCAGUGUGAGAGCUGGUGGAACCUGGCCAAGCAGUUUGCCAGUCGGAGUCCUCCGCUCCACCUCCUGUCCAGCCCGGUGCAGAGGACGCUGAUGAAGGCUCUGGUCCUCGGAGGCUUCGCUCACAUGGACUCUGACGCCAAACAGCAAUACUGGGCCGAGGUGCUUCACCCGCUGCAGCAGCGUUUCCUCAACCUCAUCAACCAGGAGAACUUUGCUCAGAUCAGCCAACAGGAGGCCGUCAAGCAGGAGAUCGUGGCCACGUUAGAGGCGCUGUGCGGCAUCGCCGAGGCAACGCAGAUCGACAACGUGGCCUCGCUCUUCUCCUUCCUCAUGGACUUCCUGUCCAGCUGCAUCGGCCUCAUGGAGGUUUACAGCAACACACCUGAGACCGUCAACCUCAUUAUCGAGGUUUUCGUGGAAGUAGCUCACAAGCAGAUCUGUUACCUGGGAGAGACGAAGUCCAUGAAGCUGUACGAGGCCUGUCUGACGCUGCUGCAGGUUUACUCCAAGAACAACCAGUGUCGGAAGCGGAACGACGCCUCGGCCGAGGAGGACCAGUACCAGGACCUGCUGCUCAUCAUGGAGCUGCUCACCAACCUGCUCUCCAAAGAGUUCAUCGACUUCAGCGACACAGACGAAGUGUUUAGAAAUCAGGACCAGGGAACGCCGGCUACUAAUCGGACUGUGUCGGCAGCAGAUGUGGUUCUUUACGGUGUCAAUAUUGUUCUUCCGCUCAUGUCUCAGGAUCUGCUCAAGUUUCCGUCCCUGUGUAACCAGUACUACAAGCUCAUCACCUUCAUCUGUGAGAUCUUCCCAGAGAAGAUCCCUCAGCUGCCAGAGGAACUCUUCAAGAGCCUCAUGUUCUCCCUGGAGCUGGGCAUGACUUCGAUGAGUUCAGAGAUCAGUCAGCUGUGUUUAGAAGCGUUGUCUCCUCUGGCCGAACAAUGCGCCAAAAACCAGGAGAAGGACACGCCCCUUUUCGUUGCCACGCGUCACUUCCUCAAAUUGGUGUUUGACAUGCUGGUCCUGCAAAAACACAACACAGAGAUGACGGUGGCAGCAGGAGAAGCUCUUUACACACUCGUGUGCCUGCACCAGGCGGAAUACUCAGAGCUGGUGGAGACUCUGCUCUCGUCUCAAAGAGACGCCGUCAUCUACCAGCGACUCGCCGACGCCUUCAACAAGUUGACGGCGAGCAGCACGCCGCCCACCAUGGACCGCAAGCAGAAGGUCGCCUUCCUCAAGAGCCUGGAGGAGUUUGUGGCCAACGUCGGCGGACUGCUCUGCGUCAAAUAACCACUGGAAAACCACCUCUGCCUCGGAAAACACGCCCCCAACUUUGUCCCAAUGAACUAUGGGUAACAGAGAAAGAGACAGAGAGACAGCUCUGAGGACUUUGUCUCUGCAGAGGAGGAGGAGGGACGACACCAUCUCAUGUCUGAAUGUUGACUCCACCUCAAUAGAUUUUCUUUAUUUUUCUUUUAACUGUUGCAUCCACUCGACCUCCAUCCUGUGUCCCCGCCCCCAAAAAAGCAUGAUUGACAGACUGGACGUUAAUGAUGAAGCUGUUGCCAUGGAGACUGAACUGCAGAGCAGACAGACUCAGUAGAAAGGUUCCUAUCCAGUUGUCGAGGGGCGGAGCAACAGCAGCUGAUGGUGAUGGGGUCGUUGUGCUCCACAUCCUUUCACCUCCACACACACACACACACAGGUUCACACAGUCAUUCAUUCAUUUGGACAGCCUUAAAAAAAGCAUUAUCCCUUACCUUAACCAGUUAAUGUUUAACCCCUAACCUUUACUGAAUUCCUUUUUAAAUAUGACGUUCUGCUUCAUUAGGACCAGGUUUUGGUCUCCAUGAGGACUACUGGUCCUGAUGAGGUCCUCAAGAGGCGACAAAUACAAGAAAAAGAGGGUCAAACAAGUGGCUGCUUUUGAACAGGAAAGUUUUUCUUCAAGAUUUUGUUGAUGAAUGUAGUGAAGUCUUUGUGACACACACACACACACAGGUUCACUUAGAUAUCCUUUUAAUAAUUUACAUUCAUGAGGACAACACUAAUGAUCCUGUGUUUUGUCAGAAAAGGUCCCCAAGAUGUAACAAAUACAAGAAAACACACACUUCAAUUUAACUGUUGUUUCAUACACACAGGUUCACAUACUCAUCCUUUUAAGGACUCUGCAUUGAUCUCCAUUCAUUCUGACAACGCUAAUGGUCCUCACAAGGUCAGUGUUUUUGUGAGAAAAGGUCCUCAAGGGGUAACAGAUACAAGAAAACACACUUUAUUUGAACAGUUCACACACACACACACACGGGUUCAUGUAGCUAUCCUUUUAAAGACUCUACAUUGAUUCAGAUGUUAUUGAUCCUGUUCAAGAAAUUCAAGAAAACACACUUUAUUUUAAUGUUUUCACACACACACACACACGUAGGUUAACUGAACUUUUAAAGACUCCACAUUGAUUUUCAAUCAUUCGGACAGUUCUGGUCUUGACGAGGUCUGUGUUUUUGUCCUCAGGAGGUAACAAAUACAAGAAAACACACACACACAUUGACCUGUUCGUUCCCACAGUGCCUUUGUCUUGUUGAUUGUUUAACAUGCAUUAGUGUGUGUGUGUGUGCCUGUAUGCGCGCACACGUCAUGUCGUACAUGAAGUGACCAUAGACUUGGACAUAAUUAAAAACUCAGUAGCAGUCAGCCACCAGGGGGCGACACAAAAACUUCCCUCAAUCUCUUGUUUCAGCUCUUUUUCGCUGAAUCAUUAUUCAAUUCCUAAUUAAUUAGCAUUCAUUUGAAGUAAAUUAGACGGCCCAUGUGAUUGGACACCAGGUUUGAUUGACAGCUGGUGUCGUCCAAUAAGGAAUUUCUGCUUUAAAAAAACUGUUCAAAUCCUGAAUCUUGCGUCUUUUAAACAAGACGGCGUCCAUUUUAUGAACCGUCUCUGUAAACCGACAUGAAUGUCCACUACAGCGCGCGCACACGCGUAACGUUGCCAUGACGACAAAGGCGUGAUAGCCCAGCAGCACAGCUGUUUGUUUUACGGGGCUCAUUGAAUGAAUCACAUAGCACAGGAGGGCGGUGUUUGUUUGUUUGUUUGUUGAUGACGAGGAGAAGAAGAAGCAGCAGAUAGAUCGUGUUUCACUUGGGUGUACAUAUACAGUAUAUAUACAUAGAUAUAUAACGGUGAAAUGUACGAGAAGAGAAGCGGACUGAAGUGUUUUUAUACGCCAGCAGAGGGCGCCAAGAGUUCAUCAGUGUAUGAAUUCAGCGGAAGAGGGAGCAACUUUCUCUGUGUUGAUGUAUUUUCUUUUAUUUUUUUUGUUCGCAGUUUGUUUUUUGUCAUUGUUGUUGUUGGAUUGUAGUAUUACGUCGUCGCAGGCGCCCCCUUGUGGACAGACAGACCUGCAAGACGCAGCGGGAUUUCUAAAGUUUAGCAGAUAAAUUUCACUCUUCAUCAUCAUCAUUUUCACACUGGAUUGAAGCAGAGACUGUUGACGGGCAGCAAUAACAAAACCAAAAAUAAAAAAGGAGCAGAGCCACUCGCUGACGCAGCAACCUGGUUUAUUGUAGAACGGCUGUUAAUUUUGUUUAUUUUGUUGUUUUUGUUAAUGAAGUGUAAAAGUGUACAUAAAGUUAUUGUAUAAAAUGUU